Messenger RNA from Armigeres subalbatus, 1691 nucleotides. Its product is annotated as probable maleylacetoacetate isomerase 2. The coding region runs from base 361 to 1020 and encodes 219 amino acids. Gene Ontology annotation, biological process: L-phenylalanine catabolic process; glutathione metabolic process. Lineage: Eukaryota; Metazoa; Arthropoda; Insecta; Diptera; Culicidae. The transcript has 4 exons. Gene Ontology annotation, cellular component: mitochondrion; cytoplasm. The record is from RefSeq and is a predicted model, not a curated record. Gene Ontology annotation, molecular function: glutathione transferase activity; maleylacetoacetate isomerase activity.
AGCGCCAGCCAGUCACACGCGUAUCUCCGACGGACGACCCUACACUUUUCCAUCUCGCACGCUUUGCACGUCUAGUUCCCUCGUAUAUUUCACUUUGCUGUCUUCUGUGCCAUCCGUACCAUCAUACCCGUCAUCCCGACAAUCUUGUUUCAUUCAUAAUCCUAGUUUAACGUUUCCAGUCUCAUUAUUAUUUGCCAAUUAAAGUGUAUUAUCACCAAGUGCUUCCCGGUGGGUGACUCACAUACUCAACGAGACAAAACGAAUCACAUCACAACAAACAACAUCGGGACUCCAUCUUUUCCUCUGUUCACGGUGGAACGAUACGGCAGCAAAAUUAAUUACUCAAAGUUCCAUAAUGCGAUGUCGCUUUCGGCGAUGUCGAAGCCGAUACUGUACUCGUAUUGGCGCAGUUCCUGCUCGUGGCGGGUGCGGAUAGCGCUGAACCUGAAGGAAAUCCCGUACGACAUAAAGCCGAUCAGUCUGAUCAAAUCGGGCGGCGAGCAGCACUGCAACGAGUACCGGGAGGUCAAUCCGAUGGAACAGGUGCCAUCGUUGCAGAUCGAUGGCCAUACCUUGGUGGAAUCGAUAGCAAUCAUGCACUAUCUAGAGGAGACGCGUCCCCAACGUCCCCUACUGCCGCAGGAUGUCCUGAAGCGUGCCAAAGUUCGCGAGAUCUGCGAGGUCAUCGCCUCCGGCGUCCAGCCGCUGCAGAACCUGAUUGUCCUAAUCCACGUCGGCGAAGAGAAGAAGAAGGAAUGGGCUCAACACUGGAUCACGCGAGGCUUCCGCGCCAUCGAGAAACUGCUCUCGACAUCGGCCGGAAAGUUCUGCGUCGGUGACGAGAUCACCCUGGCCGAUUGCUGCCUGGUGCCACAGGUGUUCAACGCUCGCCGGUUCCACGUGGACCUUCGCCCCUACCCGAUCAUACUGCGUAUCGAUCGGGAACUGGAGGGUCACCCGGCGUUCCGUGCGGCUCAUCCGUCGAAUCAGCCGGAUUGCCCACCGGAGGCGGCCAAGUAGAUGCCAUUGCAAUCAUCAAAAUGCCAAUCGUUUUUUGUGGGGUAUCGAAAGGAAGCGGCACAACAGAGUUGUCUAGCUACAAGUUCAAAUCGAUGUACACAUUCGCAGAAACAAGUCUAUACAGGCCCGAUUUAUUUACAUACGGAGAAGUAGAACAUUUUUCAAAUAUUCAACAAAAUGCAGGCAACACUCUCAUACCCACUAAGCGAAUCUCCACAAUCGCAAUAAAAGUGUGGCUAUCCCUUUCAAAAAGGUGCGCCCAUCGAAGAGACGCGAUUUCAUUCAUUGUUUAUUUGUCAACCUAAAUUAAGAUGUGUCCACUCGUCAGCGACGAUCAUCUAUAAAAAUAUACGAUUUUAUUGCUCUUUAUUGCUCUAUUACGAUUACCAUUUAUUGAUGCUUUCAACAAAAAUUUAUGUAACUAACGAUAAUCAGUCGAAUUAUAUCUAUUUGUGUCUAUGCCUACAAAAAUAAACCUAUCUAUGUUUGUGUUCUUUGUGCUUGUGCAAAAUUAGAAACUACGCACACUGCGUGGGUGGCGGCUUUCAAUUUGAAAUUCUUUCCAGUUGCUUUCCUAUCUUAUAAUCAAACGUGAAUUACAUUCCAUUGUGUCAUUGUGUUCAAUAUUCUGAGGUGAAGGAAGAAGUAAAAUACAAAGCAUUGAAAACGGA